Molecule: messenger RNA, 1545 nt
Organism: Zea mays
Lineage: Eukaryota; Viridiplantae; Streptophyta; Magnoliopsida; Poales; Poaceae
Biological process (GO): regulation of DNA-templated transcription; cell differentiation
Cellular component (GO): nucleus
Molecular function (GO): zinc ion binding; sequence-specific DNA binding
Source: RefSeq, marked validated
CUCUCGUCACUCCACUCCAGCCCCUCCUCUAGAUCUCUCUCCCCCCCCUCCUCACACGCACUCACUCUCGUCACUGAGGCUAGCUACUAGCUGGUACUGGAAGCCUGGAACACGCACUGUCACUUGCUCGUUUCAAGGACCUGCCCUGUGCCAAUUAAGUAGUACGCCGUCGUACGGUUUGCUCUGAGCUAGCUCUUCGUGUUCGCGAUGGCGUCGGAGUGGGAAAUGGCCAUGGGGGUGGAGCUCGGCAUGGGAAUGGGCGGCACGUACCACCACAACGCCUCCAGCAUCACCACCGCGCCGAUGAUGAUGAGCAGCCAUCCCCACAGCCACAGCGGCGGCGCCGCCAGCUACUCCACGCCGCACCACCACCAUUACUACGGCGGGAUGCCGCCCAUGGGCGACGCCAUGCGCGUCGACGACCUCCUCGACCUCUCCACCCCCGGCGCCGGCGCCCAUGAGUUCUUCCCCACCGCGGCGCCGGCCACUGACAAGGGGCACCACUCGUCGGGGGCCAUGGGUGAGCCCUCACCCACCGCCAACUCGUCGGAUCACCGGACGUCGGCCCUCUCCUUCGCCGAUGAGUUCUACAUACCCACCGAGGAAGCUGCGGAGCUGGAGUGGCUAUCCAAGUUCGUGGACGACUCCUAUUCGGACAUGCCGAAUUACUCGUCCGCCACGCAUGCGGCGAUGGCGGCGGCGGCUGCUGCUGCUGCUAACGCGGCAGGCAACGGAGGAGGCACCACCUCGGCCGGUCAAGACAGCGGCGUCGCCGCGGCGCCUGGCCGCGGCGCGCGCAGCAGGCGGUCCCGCGCGACCGCCGCGGCUGCCGCGGUGUGGCACUCCCUCGUGCCGCGCCCGCCGUCUCAGUCGUCCCCUUCAUCGUCGUCCUGCUCGUCCUCGGACUUCCCGUCGUCGAACAAGCCGGCGCGCCCGAACGGCGGCAGCCGCGGCAAGAAGGUCCCGGGUCCCCCCGGCGGCGGGCCCGCUGGCGGGGAGGCGGGCCUGGAGGGCGGCGGCGUGCGGCGGUGCACGCACUGCGCGUCGGAGAAGACGCCGCAGUGGAGGACGGGGCCGCUGGGCCCCAAGACCCUCUGCAACGCGUGCGGCGUGCGGUUCAAGUCCGGGCGGCUGAUGCCCGAGUACCGGCCGGCGGCCAGCCCCACCUUCGUGCUCACGCAGCACUCCAACUCGCACCGCAAGGUCAUGGAGCUGCGCCGCCAGAAGGAGCUCAUCCUCAUCCGCGGAAGCCACCGCGACGCCGCCGCAGGAUCCGCCGCCGGCGGGCCGAGGCCGGAGCUCAUGUUCCGUGACUACGGCGUGUGUUAGCCCGCUGCCCGGCAAACCGGCACCGAGGAGGCUCGCGUCGUGCGUUGCAUGCAUGGAGCUUUAGAUCCUUUUGCGAAAUUCUGCCGUUUCUGCCUUUUUUUUAAUCUUUCCCUGCGCGUUCCAGAUAUUUCCGUUUCUUUCUCUUUUGUUAAUUCUUAAAUUGUUGGUACCUACCUACCUCAUCCCUGCUUGAGAGAUCAAUGAAUUCUGUUGGUA